Messenger RNA from Myotis daubentonii (Daubenton's bat), 816 nucleotides. RefSeq names its product defensin beta 124 (gene DEFB124). NCBI's taxonomy places the organism in Eukaryota, Metazoa, Chordata, Mammalia, Chiroptera, Vespertilionidae. Gene Ontology annotation, biological process: canonical NF-kappaB signal transduction; cellular response to peptidoglycan; positive regulation of chemokine (C-C motif) ligand 5 production. The record is from RefSeq and is a predicted model, not a curated record. Gene Ontology annotation, cellular component: extracellular region.
CUCAUUUCCUGCAUAGGCCUGAAUACGUGCUGUUUGGACAGCUCAGUGAGUUCUGGUUUCACCUCCUUGGCUUCAGGAAAGGAAUCCUCCACGUAUUUAGCUUUGCAAGGGGGGCUUGCGAUCAUUUCCUAGAUGAUAGCCUGGGGCUCAGAGAGGCUAAGAGACUUGUCCAAGGUACCACAGCAAUUAGAGGGCGUUGCUGGCAUUGAAGCAGGUCUCUCUGAAGCCAAGGCUUUCCCUACCCUCUCAGGUGGGGAAGCUGUCCAGUUUCUGACCCCAGACAUUGCUUCAGGAAAUUCUGUCCCCAGAUUCAGAGCUCAGCAACCUCUGGAAGUGUGUCCAGCCAGUUCCCCACAGAGCUGGCUGAGAUCCAGCUGCAUCCUGGAGACCACAGGCCUCAGACUCCCACUUAAGUCUCCUGCUGCCCACACUCCUGCCUUGAUCUGCAGUUGAAUAAAGGCUGGGCCCCAGGCAGUCAGGUUUGGUGGGCUUGGCUCCUCUCCUCUUGUGUUCUCUCCCCAGUGGCCUCCCAGAAGCCCUGUGGCCAUGACACAGCUGCUUCUGCUCAUUAUGUUUCUCCUGGUCCUGGGUCAUGUGCCUCCAGGGAGAAGCGAAUUCAAACGGUGCUGGAAUGGCCAGGGAGCCUGCCGGACUUACUGCACCAAGUAUGAAACCUUCAUGCACCUGUGUCCAGAUGCCUCCCUGUGCUGUAUCCCCUAUGGACUCAAGCCUCCAGCGCCCCAUAAGCCAGACAAUGUGUAGCCGGUUCUGGGGCUGGCACACUUGCUCUUCAUAAAACACAUGCUGCCCAUCGUC